AUGAUAAAGACUGCUGAAGCAGGGGAUAGUUUGCCAAGUGAAAAAGGGGUGACAGAGAAAUAUAAGCGUAAAGAUGCUUCGAAUGGGGAUACAACAUUCCCUUCUGAUGUUCAGAAAGUAACCAAAACAAAACCUGCAAGAAAAGUGAAGAAACCUUGUCUUCGUGGACCUUCUCAUGGAAAAGUUUCUCAAAAAAGGAAAGCCAGUCAGCUUAGUAUGAAUGAAUUUGAUUGGACUGAUACGAUCAAAGAAUGUCCAGUAUAUCGUCCAUCUAAGGAAGAGUUUGAGGAUCCCUUGGUUUAUGUGCAGAAAAUUGCUCCUGAAGCAUCAAAAUUUGGCAUUUGUAAGAUUGUCUCUCCUCUGGGAUCUUCUGUUCCAGCUGGUGUAGCGCUGAUGAAAGAGCAAAAACGUUUUAAGUUUACCACUAAGCUGCAACCUCUGCGACUUGCUGAAUGGAAUAACAACGAUAAGAUCACAUUCUUCAUGAGAGGAAGAAAUUAUACUAUCCGGGAUUUUGAGAUAAUGGCAAACAAGGCAACAGCUCGAAAAUACUGUAUAUCUGGAUGCCUUCCUCCUGCAUAUGUGGAAAAGGAGUUCUGGAAAGAAAUGGUACAUGCAAAGAAAGGAAUGGUUGAGUAUGGAAUUAAUAUAGAUGGCAGUGCCUUCUCAAGCACUUCCACUGAUCCUCUUGGAAGUAGCAAAUGGAAUUUCAAGAUACUUCCUCGGCUGCGAAGAUCCGCAUUACGCUUUCUCGUUAACGAAAUACCGGGAGUAACAGAACCCAUGCUGUACAUUGGGAUGCUAUUUAGUAUGUUUGCUUGGCAUGUGGAGGAUCACUAUCUCUAUAGCAUUAACUAUCAUCACUGUGGGGCGGCCAAAAAUUGGUAUGGAGUUCCUGGUCAUGCAGCUCUUCAGUUCGAGAAUUUUAUUCGGCGUCAUGUUUAUAAUGAAGAAAUCCUAUCAAAAAAUGGGGUCGAUGGAGUCUUUAAUAUACUUCAAGAGAAAACAACAAUGGCCUCUCCAAAGAUUCUGCUGCAAUAUGAUGUUCCUGUUUACAAGGCUGUGCAAAUGCCAGGAGAGUUCGUUAUUACCUUCCCCAGAGCAUACCAUUCAGGAUUUAGUCAUGGCUUUAACUGUGGUGAGGCCGUGAAUUUUGCAAUUGGUGAAUGGUUUCUAUUUGGGGCUGCAGCUAGUGAACGUUAUGCUCUUCUUGGGAAGGCGCCAAUUAUUCCUUAUGAAGAGCUCCUAUGUGCAGAAGCGAUGCUUCUCUCGAAGUCUUUAGCUCGCGGACCUUAUUGCGCAGCAGAUUUAAACGAUGUUCAUUGUGUAAUGACUUCAUUUUCAUGCUUAUUGAGAUCAUACCACCAUGCCCGCUGGUGCUUGGAGAAGUUAAAAACUUCUCUUACAAUGUGCUCAAAACCUCACGGGUCAUUUACCUGCAUCCUCUGCAAACGACUCUGUUAUGUAGCAUACAUUGAGUGCAAAUGUUACGCUGGUCCCGUAUGCCUUUUUCAUGAUUAUGAAACUUUUAACUGUCAGUGUGGAUGUAGCUGCAGCCUCUUUGUUACUGAGGACAUUUCAAAAAUGGAAGCUGUUGCACAGAUGUUUGAGGCUGAGGAAGGAAUGCAUUGUGAGGUUGAGCAAAAAAUGAAGUCUGAGCCUUACUUGUGGAUGCAUACCUCAUUUCCGUGCAUACAAGGAAAAUAUAGUCCAUAUUGUGAGAUAAUGCCAAAUAAUACUCAAAACAAUGAGGCCACUGGUAUAAAGAUUUCCAGGAUCAGAAGAGCGUCUGCUCAAGGCAAGCAAUUAGCAAAGGAAGAGGAUAAGAAGAAAAAGUGUUACAGAGAACCAAUCGAGCUUGGAAACAAGAACGUAUCCUGGGAGCGCUAUGCUUUUCAACCUCAAGAAAUUGACACCAUGGAAAAGAAAGUUUCAAAGACAUAGCUCUAGUACUGUUGAUGGCGGAGGCGGACCAUUAUUUUCUAAAUGUAGAAUACAAGCAGAUACAAAGAAGUAGGUGACACCAAAUGAGAGCCAUCAAGUUCCACUAACCUCAAUGUAAAGAUAUCAACCAACGUGCUUUUUAUGUUGGUCUAACCAUGGAAGGCAAAAAUAUUACUUACUAGUAUAUUGUAACUAUAAUUGUUGAUAUGUUGUAGGCAUAACGGAGUUUAAAUUCACUAGUUUAUAUUGUUUUCCAGGCCCAUUCCGUAAAUUUGUUGUUUCUCUUCAGUCCUUUUAGUUAACAUCAUCACUUCAUAGUCAUUAACAGGGGCGGAUCCAAACCCCAUUUGCCGCAAAAUUACACUGUAUUUACAGUGUGAUUUUUUUUUUUUUUGA
Lycium ferocissimum is the source of this 2340-nucleotide messenger RNA. Its product is annotated as lysine-specific demethylase JMJ13-like. Gene Ontology annotation, molecular function: histone demethylase activity. The record is from RefSeq and is a predicted model, not a curated record. The transcript is spliced from 11 exons. Gene Ontology annotation, cellular component: nucleus. Lineage: Eukaryota; Viridiplantae; Streptophyta; Magnoliopsida; Solanales; Solanaceae. Gene Ontology annotation, biological process: chromatin remodeling. The coding region runs from base 1 to 1944 and encodes 647 amino acids.